Molecule: messenger RNA, 1992 nt
Organism: Serendipita indica DSM 11827
Lineage: Eukaryota; Fungi; Basidiomycota; Agaricomycetes; Sebacinales; Serendipitaceae
Source: the annotation of a GenBank genome assembly
AUGUCAAAAGAGCACGACCCGGUCGACACCGUCGAUGGAAUAUUGCAACAAAUUGUCAAAACCCGUGAAGAACUAUCUCGACUGACAGAUCUUCAGCAAGACCCUGGAAUUACCCUGAGGGCGAUCUCUGUCGAGUGCUACUUAAUCAAUAAAUCUAUAACGACUCUUCGGGAGCAGCUCCUCCUCUCCCUGUCGUGGUCGGAGUGUCGAACUGCCGAGAAUCAGUGGUUCAUAGACGCCCUGUUGUUUGCGAUCAGUGCUACGCUCUGCAGUACACUAAGCCAGCUGGAUUUCUAUCGAAACCAACGUCCAGCUAGAUCCUCUUUCCGAUUUUUGUCGCGGGAGACGCCGAAAGUAAAGGUCGGAGACCUCGAGACCUCGUUGGGCCGUUUGCGUGAACAAAGUAGCAUGGUUCAAUGCAUUCUGAGUAUGUUUGACACGACAACUGACGAAACCGGGCAAAUGAUUUCACACUGUCGCUUCAUGCUAGAAAAGAUGGAAAAUGAUUGGAUUUCGUCAACCAGAUCAAAUGCAAAUGUUCAUCGACCAUCCUACGUCGCUCAUCUGCUCACGCCUCGGAGCCACAGCAAAGAGCUAUUUUCGCCCUAUCGCCUCACACGAGAGCUGCAGAUUGAAGGGAUGUCCAUGGAACACAUCCUUGACCUUUAUGGAAAGUCGAACGUCAAACCGUUCAUGAUUAGGGACAUACUUCGCCGAUGGCACGCCUAUACCGAUGAAAGGGACUACAAAAUCAUGCUGACAACACUGGCGCACAACAGUUUUGACAUAAUGCACGUUGACAUGCACCUCACUCGGCUAUAUGAGUUAAGCCCUAUAGCAUUUUCCAAUGCACUUGGUAUCCUCUCUCUCAAUGACUACAAUAUAGCUCGAACCUACACAGGUCUUUUGAAGCUAUGGAACCUCCUUUUCCAUGAGCCAGAAUGGACACCAUACGGAGGGGCCCCGUGCCGAGAAGAGCUUCUGCAUCAUAAAGCAUAUUCCAAGGUACUAAAGUAUUUCCAUGGACGUCCCAACGGACUAGCCAAAGCAUGUUCCAAUCUGACAAAUCUACGGAACCUCCUUUGCUUUGAGCCAGAGUGGGCACGAAAAUACAACGUGGUGCGCUACCUAUCGUUGAAUCUGGAUCUUCCAUCGAUCCCAAUUGGUAAUCUGGAUUUCAUCUUAGAGGCUAUCGACAUUUUCGACGGAGAUGUAUUCCAGGUUCACUCUAAUUUCCACUCGCUUCUCGAAUCUGCCGGUCUCACCCAACUCUCGAUGGACGAACGGUCACGCAAAUACCCUGACACCGAACCUACACUUACGAUGUCGCCCAAAGAAAUUCUAGAUGCAUCUAAUAUGGCUUUGGAACUUUGGCGGAGCAACGGAUUCGACACUUCAAUCAGCCGAUUAGCCUUCGAGGAUGGGCCAGUCUUCGACCUUGUAAUCUCUAACGUUCUCGUCUACUUACAUGCUCUUCGACGCAGUUCUUAUCGUCAAGACGUGGUGCGCACACUUAAAAGCAUCUCAGUUCUUUUUCCUAUCAACUCCCCGGCCGAACGUAGUAUGAGUCACGUUCUAUGGGUCGCUGCAUACUGUCCAAACAGCCACAACUCACUAGUCAGUCAGCUCUACAACAUGAUCAGGUUGCUGGCAUCGUAUUUUCGGGAGAUAACUAAGUCAGAAUACCUAUCCUUACCUCAUUGGGAACUGAUGAGGCAAUAUGGCUAUAACCUUGCUCGAAUUGGGGACGUUAGACAGACGUUAGAAGCAAGCUUUCCGGCCGCUUUGGUGAAAGAAGGCUAUCACUGGAUAUGGUUCAUAUUCAACAAUUUUGACAUUGAAGUUACGAAGACCGACGCCACUUUGAUGCCAACAACAUUCCUUGGGUGGGGACGCGAAGAGAGGAUUCUGGAGAUUAAAAGAAUGCAUCGGGCUCGUGGCCUGAACAUAACGUACGAGUGGGAGACAUUCGCCAGGACAGUCCGGCGAUGA